AUGUCAACGAAGGAGGACAAUCAACCCUUCGAAGGCGACGCACAUGCUUCACCAAAGCCAGCGUCAUCUCAUCCAAAGCCACCUUUCACGAUAUUUGACAAGCGUCAAAGAUGGCUGAUUGUCUUUAUUGUAUCAUUUGCUGCAACAUUCUCAGGUUUUGCAUCCAACAUCUACUUCCCAGCCCUGCCAACAAUUGCCGAUGACCUCAAUGUAUCACUGGAACUCGUGAACCUCACUGUCACAUCAUAUCUCAUCUUCCAAGGCAUCGCCCCCAGUUUCUGGGGCCCAGUGUCUGACGUCAAGGGCCGUCGAAUCGCAUAUGCAUGUACCUUCCUCGUCUUCCUCGGUGCAUGUAUCGGACUAGCAGAAACCAAAAACUAUGCUACUCUGAUUGUGCUCAGAUGUCUGCAAAGUACUGGGAGCGCAAGCACUAUUGCCAUAGGAUCUGGUGUGAUUGGUGAUGUCACAACUCGUGCUGAUCGAGGAGGCUUCAUGGGUAUCUUCCAGGCUGGGUUGCUUGUUCCAGUUGCUGUGGGACCGGUGAUUGGUGGUGCUAUUGCUGGUUCUCUUGGUUGGAGAUCGAUCUUUUGGUUUUUGACCAUCUAUAGUGGUGUUUUCCUUAUCUUGCUACUUCUGCUCCUGCCGGAGACGCUUCGGUCACUUGUUGCCAAUGGAAGUCUGUUACCGUCCAACUUGAUGGUUCGGUAUCCCCUGGAUAUCUAUCAGAGACUUUCCAAGGUCGAUUGGAAUCAUGAUACAGAACCACCGCAGCUUGGCGCCAGAAAACAGAUCGAUGUUCUCGGGCCCUUCAAAUUUUUGAUCACCAAACAUGCAUGCCCAAUCAUCGUCUUCUUGGCUAUUUACUACGCAGUCUGGCAGAUGAGCAUUACCGCCAUGUCUUCCUUGUUCAAGACUCGCUAUGGUUUGACAGAGAUCCAAAUCGGCCUGACGUUCAUUGCAAACGGUGUCGGCUCUAUGGUUGGCACUUUGAUCACAGGCAAAAUUCUCGAUUUUGAUUAUCGCAAAGUCAAAGCUAGCUUCGAGCUUCAAUCACCUUCUCGUGAUGUUGAAUCUAGGGGCACUACCACCCAUACCCCUGCCAGCCAGGAGGACUUUCCCCUCGAGAAAGCUCGACUUCGACUUGUGCCCCUUUUCUCUGGCCUACAAUGCCUGUCAAUUCUUCUUUUGGGUUGGACCAUUCAAUAUCCGAAUCAUGUUCAUAUUGCCGUUCCUAUUAUCUCGACCUUCAUCACAGGUUGGACAGCAGUUUCCACUCAAUCUGUCAUUAUGACCUACCUUGUGGAUGUGUUUCAUGAUCGAAGUGCCGCCGCGAGUGCAAGCCUUAAUCUUGCCAGGUGCUUGUUCGCAGCUGGCGGUACAAGUUUCGUGAUUCCACUGAUCAACAAGAUUGGAGUUGGGCCAGCAUUCACAGUCUGCGUUGCGGUGCAAGUUGUCGCGCUAAUUGGUCCCCUCAUUCAAUGGCGAUUCGCUGCUGGAUGGAGGAAAGAGCAGAGAGAGCACCUGAGGUUUCACAAUAAGCAACAUUAG
This is a messenger RNA of Penicillium subrubescens, 1548 nucleotides long. Its product is annotated as putative MFS multidrug transporter. The record is from RefSeq and is a predicted model, not a curated record. The transcript has 2 exons. Bases 1 to 1548 code for a protein of 515 amino acids. Gene Ontology annotation, biological process: transmembrane transport. Gene Ontology annotation, molecular function: transmembrane transporter activity. Lineage: Eukaryota; Fungi; Ascomycota; Eurotiomycetes; Eurotiales; Aspergillaceae.